Molecule: messenger RNA, 501 nt
Organism: Zygotorulaspora mrakii
Lineage: Eukaryota; Fungi; Ascomycota; Saccharomycetes; Saccharomycetales; Saccharomycetaceae
Gene: IRC25
Product: Irc25p
Exons: 1
Coding region: 1-501 (166 amino acids)
Source: RefSeq, a predicted model, not a curated record
AUGUUUUUUCGGGAGGCGAGUUCAAAGUUUCCCAAUGAUCCCGAUAAUAAUGAACUAGACAUUCUUGCCGUACAUUUUAGCAACGAAAUAGCUGUGCAAAUCCGUUUUAAUGGAGAAUUAGAUUCAACAUACGAGAUAUCUGUAAAAGGCCUCAACGGUAUAGGAAAGAGAUUUCUUGCUGGUCAUAGCAUCAUGGGCGAUGAUGAUGAAGAUGAUAUUUCGUUUGUGGGUGAUAUGGCUAACUACCAAAUAGCUACAAAACUAGGCAAUAGUAACGAUACAAAACUACAUGUUGUGUGCACACAGAUAGCAGAAUUAUAUCACCAAAUAAUACUUCCAAGGAAUGUUGAUGGAAUGGGAGCAUCUAAUGAAGAUGGAAUUACGUCACGUAAAAUAUUAGUGACAUUAAGUAGUAAGAUUUGGAGAGACAAUAAUAUAGGCAAAGAUUUUGAUAAACUUAUUUAUAUUUUACAAAACAUAAAAAAAAUGUAUAAUAUAUGA